Penicillium verhagenii is the source of this 1554-nucleotide messenger RNA. It is a transcript of the gene irs4, whose product is annotated as protein irs4. The record is from RefSeq and is a predicted model, not a curated record. Gene Ontology annotation, molecular function: protein binding. Lineage: Eukaryota; Fungi; Ascomycota; Eurotiomycetes; Eurotiales; Aspergillaceae. Bases 1 to 1554 code for a protein of 517 amino acids. The transcript has a single exon.
AUGAACGGCGAGAUCGCCGCGAACCCACGGGUGGCAGCCCCGGCUUUCCGAAAGAAUGACUCGGCGCGAUUAGGUGCAGCGAUCGCCUUUCAACAAUCUCGUCCACCAUCCAAUGUGAACGCCCAAUCCUCUGCUGCUGCUGCGGCCGUCUUCGCCAGUCGUACGAAUCGGCAUGCGGAGACUUCUACAGAGAUGGAUUCCGAGUCAGGCCCCGAAUUUGGUUCCGUGAAGGACAAGAUUGGAAGGUUUGCUGGCAGUAACUCGCUCGCUCCACCAACCACUUCCAGUACUCAAGGACGACCACGAACUCCCUCGAUAUCGAGAUCGCCAAUCCCAAAAUCCCCAGCCCGAAGUCCCGGUCCAGAACAACUGGCAGCACAUGCGGCAGCUCGUCUAGCGGCGGAAAGGUCCCCAGCGCGAAAACUGGAGCCGACCGUCGAUGCUGCCCGACUCGGUGCCAUGCGUAGUGCGAGCAGAGCACAAUCUCAACAACCCCCACCGCGAUCCCCAGGGAAUCGCCAAGAGCUACGCUCCCCUCUCCCAAUUCGACCGGAUCCCCAUAGAAUGCUCGAUGAUGACCUCUCAAGCUUCGACGGAGAACCCGGCAAUGGACCGCCUCUGUCCACUCGAUCCCCAUCAAUUCGAUCCCGUGCUGGCAGUGUUCGUAGCCAGGCAACAAGUCCAUACCCCUCCACCUCUCGAAUAUCUCUAGUACUACCGGAUGAAGUGGCAUCAAAAGGUCCCCCACUACCCCCGCGGUCAUCAGCUUCUUCGCAGGCUUCAUUACGCAAACCGAUGCUUGCCCCGAGCUCAUUACGAGCGACACCGAGCAUGGCAUCAAUCUCAGCUUUAUCACACAAUAGCAGCUCUAGUGCGCUGAGUGAAUCAGGCAUGAACGAGGAAGCUCUCUCCAAUGCCAUUGUCGCCUCCUCCCUUGCAUCCGCCCGUGCAUCCCCUAUGCCCAAGGCUCCACCUCCACCUCCACGCCGACGAAGGGCUCGGUCCAUUCUUCAAUUAACACAUUCCCCAAUGAGUGAUCUAUCAAGAACUCCGAGUCCACCGAAAGGCAUGCCGAUGACUUUGCGCGGUAUUCCGAAAGACUCCGACUCCAAUCGACGACAUAAAGUGAACCUACUCCACAAACACCCACAUAAGCAUAAUGAAGGGGAUCGGAAACGAUGGCGGCAAGAAGUGACUGAAAAGGAGCGCAAACGGUAUGAAGGUGUUUGGGCCUCCAAUAAGGGGCUGCUCAUUCCAUCCAAUCUCAAGCUGAGUGGGACCGAGAGAUGGCCUCCACCUUCGGAGAUGGUGUUGAACCUUGUGGUGCGGGAGAUCUGGUCCCGCAGCCGUCUGCCAUCCACGGUGUUGGAACAGGUGUGGAGCCUCGUGGAUAGUCAAAACAUCGGACUUUUGACCAAAGAAGAAUUCGUGGUUGGAAUGUGGUUGAUUGAUCAGUCAUUAAAGGGUCAUAAAUUACCAGUUCAUAUUCCAGAUAGUAUCUGGGAUAGUGUACGGUAUGUGACGGGCAUCAAGCUCUCGUCCAUUGGAAAAUAA